Messenger RNA from Dendroctonus ponderosae (mountain pine beetle), 1437 nucleotides. It is a transcript of the gene Adat1, whose product is annotated as tRNA-specific adenosine deaminase 1. Gene Ontology annotation, biological process: RNA processing. Gene Ontology annotation, molecular function: RNA binding; adenosine deaminase activity. The transcript has 4 exons. The record is from RefSeq and is a predicted model, not a curated record. Lineage: Eukaryota; Metazoa; Arthropoda; Insecta; Coleoptera; Curculionidae. The coding region runs from base 228 to 1415 and encodes 395 amino acids.
UCAGCUGAUAUCUUCUAGACCACACAACCUCAAAUAUUUAGAAUCGAUAAAUGUUUUCAAAACAUUAGCAAAAAUUGAAUUAAAAUGCGGCUAAAGAGAUGUUCUGUCCUGAACCAUAACUUGCUGAUGUAGAAAACAUAAUUUGAUAGUAUAUAAUACAGGGUGUCCCGCAACAGUCUACCUAAGAAGAUUUUGUCCUUAUCGUUAUUGCUAUAUUUAUACACACUAUGAAACAAUCACUGGGAAAUAAAAUUGCCCACUUAUCUGUUGAAAAAUUCAAAUCCCUUCCAAAGACUGGAAAACCAAAAGAAACCGAAUGGACAAUUUUAUCGUCGAUUGUAAAAGAGCAAAAUUCAACAUUCGAAGUUGUAUCAAUAGGUACCGGUUCCAAAUGUAUUGGAAAGACAAAAAUGUGUCCCAAAGGCACUAUAGUUAAUGAUAGUCAUGCAGAAGUAAUGUGCCGAAGAGCUUUCUUAAGAUACUUAUACAGUCACCUUACUGAGGAUUCAGCAAUUUUUUAUUCGCACAAAAACAAGACGUUCUCCUUAAAACCGGGGGUAAAGUUUCACUUUUUUACUACACAAGUGCCUUGUGGCGAUGCCGCUAUAUUCCCACAAGAUCACAAAAAUGAGGAUGCUGGAUCUAUCAUUGAAGAUAGCACUAGUGAAAACAUACCUGCAAAAAAAAGGAAACUGGAAGAUAUAUUUCGAACAGGAGCGAAAUGCCUGAAGGAUAGCAUGGUGCAGGACCCCAAAACAGACGGCGCUACUUAUCAUGUGUUAGGUGUGGUGAGAACUAAACCAGGUAGAGGCGAUCCCACAGCUUCAGUGUCGUGUAGUGACAAGUUGGCUAAAUGGUGCCAUUUAGGAAUACAAGGAGCCUUAUUAAUGCUGUUUCUCGCGGAGCCCGUAUACUUAUCAUCAUUUACCAUAUUAAAAGAAUCUCCGUUUUGCCAGAAGUCAUUGGAAAGAGCGCUGUUCGAAAGGGUCACUCCUUCACUUUCACUCCCUUAUCAAAAACAUAAACUAGAAUUUUACAAAGCGGACAAAUCGUUUGUGUACAGAAAGACCGAAAAUCGAUUGGCAUGUUCUUCGAGUAUCUGCUGGUGGUAUUCACAGAAUGAGCAGCAGAAUUUCGAGGUAGCAGUAAAUGGAAGAAAGCAAGGCGUUACCAAGAAAAAUUACCUAACCGAAAAGGGCAGACUAGGAAUUUGUAAGUUGGAGCUAUUUAAAACGUUUAGAGAUAAAUGUUUGGAACUAAAGAUAGACCUCGACUCGGAUAUGGAAAAUUCGACAUAUGAACAAGCAAAAAGGCUCAGUAAAUCCUAUCAAAACAAUUGGAUAAUUCUGAAAGAACAGUUUCGAACUUGGACUAUGAAAGAUCCAGAAUUAUUGCACUUCACUGUUACCGGAUAAAUAUACGUUUUAACAGCAUAAA